AGCUGGCGGCGUGAUGGCUCCGUCCUAUCUCGUCCCCGCGGCGGUGGCGACGGCGGGCAUGGGGGCGAAGCAGCAGCAGCAGUAAGGUCAGAGGAGGGCGGCUGCGGGCCAUGCCAGCCAUGCUGUCCAGGAAGGGGAUCAUUCCGGAGGAAUAUGUGCUGACCCGGCUGGCCGAGGAUGUGCCGGAGCAAACCCGCUUCCGCGCCCGAGAGAGGAGGGCCCGCUUCGUGGGCAAGAACGGCGCGUGCAAUGUGGCGCACAAGAACAUCCGCGAGCAGGGCCGCUUCCUGCAGGACGUCUUCACCACGCUGGUGGACCUCAAGUGGCGUGACACGCUGCUCAUCUUCACCAUGUCCUUCCUGUGCAGCUGGCUGCUCUUUGCCAUGAUCUGGUGGCUCAUCGCCUUCGCCCAUGGCGAUUUGGACCACAACACGCAGCGGCUGCACCUGCCAGCCGAUGCAGCAGUGGGCUUUGUACCCUGUGUGACCGAGGUCCACUCCUUCACCUCAGCCUUCCUCUUCUCUAUCGAGGUGCAGGUGACCAUUGGCUUUGGGGGGCGCAUGAUGACAGAGGAAUGCCCAGCCGCCAUCCUCAUCCUCAUCGUGCAGAAUAUUGUGGGGUUGGUGAUCAAUGCCAUCAUGUUGGGCUGCAUCUUCAUGAAGACGGCCCAGGCACACCGGCGUGCCGAGACACUCAUCUUCAGCAAGCAUGCUGUGAUCGCCCUGCGCGGGAGCAAGCUGUGCUUCAUGCUGCGCGUGGGUGACCUGCGCAAGAGCAUGAUCAUCAGCGCCACCAUCCGCAUGCAAGUGGUGAAGAAGACCACCAGCUUGGAGGGAGAGGUGGUGCCCCUCAAUCAAAUUGAGAUCCAAAUGGAGAACCCGGUGGGGGGCAACAGCAUCUUCCUGGUCUCCCCGCUCAUCAUCUACCACGUCAUAGACAAGAAUAGCCCCCUGUACGACGUGGCUCCAGCCCAACUUCACCACCACGAGGACUUGGAAAUUAUAGUCAUCCUUGAAGGGGUGGUGGAAACCACUGGCAUCACCACCCAAGCCAGGACGUCCUACCUGGCGGAUGAGAUCCUCUGGGGCCAAAGGUUUGUACCGAUUGUGACAGAAGAGGAUGGGCAGUACUCAGUAGAUUACUCCAAGUUUGGCAACACAGUGAAGGUGCCUACUCCUAACUGCACUGCCAGGCAGCUGGAGGAAGACCGGAGUAUCAUGGACACCAUCUCCUUAUCACCUAGGGGCACCUUUAGGAAAAGAUCUGUUAGGUUAAAGCCCAAGUUUAGUAUAGCAGAUGAGCCUUCCUGACACACCCUGUAGAUCAAGCUCUUAUAUCUGACACCACAAACCUGAGAUGUCCUCUAUUUCUGUUAUUCAGGUUGUUUCUGCAAGGUAGGUAAGUUAUUAUCUGGUGCAAGGCAAAUGUAGGACAUGUGAGC
Elgaria multicarinata webbii is the source of this 1441-nucleotide messenger RNA. It is a transcript of the gene KCNJ11, whose product is annotated as potassium inwardly rectifying channel subfamily J member 11. Gene Ontology annotation, cellular component: plasma membrane. The transcript has a single exon. Bases 111 to 1310 code for a protein of 399 amino acids. Gene Ontology annotation, biological process: regulation of monoatomic ion transmembrane transport; potassium ion import across plasma membrane. Lineage: Eukaryota; Metazoa; Chordata; Lepidosauria; Squamata; Anguidae. Gene Ontology annotation, molecular function: ATP-activated inward rectifier potassium channel activity. The record is from RefSeq and is a predicted model, not a curated record.